UGAGGCGCCAGGAGCCCCUUCCUAGACAAGGGUGCCGUCGUCCCGGGGCACCCCCUUCUCGAUCCACAGUCAACGUUCUGAAGGUUGUGAACUUUCUGAUGGUAUUGGAGAGCCAUGGCAGAUGAUAAAGUCGCCAUCUUGACCGAUGAUGAAGAGGAACAGAAAAGGAAGUACGUGCUUGCAGACCCCUUUAAUGGCAUUGCCCGGGAACCAGAACCACCUUCAAAUGAAACACCCUCCUCCACAGAAACAUCUGCUAUUCCUGAGGAGGAAAUAGACUGGAUAGAGAAACAUUGUGUUAAGAUAAACAACGAUCUUCUCAUUUCCAAGGUCUUUUAUUUUUUCUUUUACUCAGCCUAUGGCUCUCUCUACCCGCUUCUGCCUGUGUAUUAUAAACAGCUGGGAAUGUCACCAAGCCAGAGUGGACUGCUGGUAGGUAUUCGCUACUUCAUUGAAUUCUGCAGUGCUCCCUUUUGGGGUGUCGUUGCAGAUCGCUUUAAGAAAGGCAAAAUUGUCCUCCUCUUUUCUCUUUUGUGUUGGGUUUUAUUCAACCUGGGCAUUGGGUUUGUUAAACCCGCUACCUUGAGAUGUAUACCAAAGAUUCCCCCAACAGCUCACCCCACCAACACAAGUCACCCGUUAACCAUCCUGCCAACGAAUUCUUCUGUUAUCUCUUUGCUUACAUCACCAAAACUGCAUGAGAAAAGGGACGUGUUUUCUUCUGGUUGGCCACUAAUGUUAGAAACAGGGCCUAAUGUCUCAGAUACUGUUAUGACAUCAACGGCUCUGCACAAGACCAGUGAACCCACUCUGCAGCCCCAGACAGAUGAAAUUACUGACCAUAUGAUGGACUUGACCUUGAACUCAAGCACAGCAACCCCUGUCCCCCCAGGAAGUGUAACCAGGGAGACAACCACUGCUAUGGUCACGACCACCAAAUCUUUACCUUCUGACCAAGUUGCUCUUGUUUAUGAUCAACAAGAAGUUGAAGCUAUAUUCUUGGUGAUCUUGGUAGUUGUCAUAAUAGGAGAGUUUUUCAGUGCCUCUUCCGUCACGAUUGUAGACACGGUAACGCUCCAGUACCUGGGAAAGCACAGAGACCGCUAUGGCUUGCAGCGCAUGUGGGGCUCCCUGGGCUGGGGUCUGGCCAUGCUGUCUGUGGGCAUUGGGAUUGACUACACCCACAUAGAUGUGCUCAUCGACGGAAAGGGCUGUAAGUCCCCGGAGUACCGGAACUACCAGAUCGUCUUCAUUGUCUUUGGAGUUCUCAUGACCAUGGCCUUGAUUGUUGCCACGCAGUUCCGGUUCCGCUACAACCACUUCAAAAACAAUAAUAAAGGGAAAGAGGUGGAGAUCCCUCAGGUAGAGAGGAACAACUCCACAGAGUCCUCUGAGGAGACCCCAACUACCACAAGCCACUCACAGACCUUCAACUUCUGGGACUUGAUCAAGCUACUCUGCAGUGUGCAGUAUGGCUCAGUGCUGUUUGUGGCUUGGUUCAUGGGUUUCGGAUAUGGCUUCGUGUUCACCUUCCUCUACUGGCAUUUGGAAGACCUGAAUGGAACUACAACCCUCUUUGGGGUCUGCUCAGUCCUGAGUCAUGUGUCUGAGUUGACGGCGUAUUUUUUCAGUCACAAGCUUAUUGAAUUGAUUGGGCACAUCAGGGUCCUGUACAUUGGCCUGGCCUGCAACACAGCUCGCUAUAUCUACAUUUCCUACCUGGAAAACGCCUGGACUGUCCUCCCCAUGGAAGUUCUUCAAGGGGUGACCCACGCAGCCAUCUGGGCAGCGUGCAUUUCUUACCUGAGUGCGGCUGUCCCCCCCGAGCUGAGGACAUCUGCUCAGGGCAUCCUGCAGGGCCUCCACCUGGGCUUGGGGAGAGGAUGUGGUGCCAUGAUUGGAGGCGUGUUAGUCAAUUAUUUUGGGGCUGCUGCAACUUUCCGAGGAAUUGGCAUGGCCUGCUUGGUGAUCCUUCUGCUCUUUGCUCUGAUCCAGUGGCUGGCAGUGCCAGAUGAGGAGGAAGACAAGACCAUGUUGGCAGAAAGGAUUCCUGUUCCUUCCAGCCCUGUUCCCAUAGCAACCAUCGACUUGGUACAGCAACAGUCAGAAGAUGUCAUGCCACGCGUUGAGCCCAGACUUCCGCCCAAGAAAACCAAGCACCAGGAAGAACAGGAAGAUGUGAACAAACCAGCCUGGGGGGUCAGCUCUUCUCCUUGGGUGACUUUUGUCUACGCCCUCUACCAAAUUAAAGAGAUGAUGCAGCUGAUGAGAGACAGCCGUGCUUCUGAGAUCCAGCCUUUACAGGGGACCAAUGAGAAUCGAGAAAAUUCUCCAGCUGGUGGAGCCCGGCCUGUCCCAAGUGAGACUCACCCUGACCCAUCUAGAAACCAGCCAUCCCCCGACACAGCCACAUCUCAGUCACAGACCAGCCCUGCUAACCCCAGCGUGGACCCGCGUGUGGAGGAGCAGCGGGAGCAGCUGGCUCAGGGAGUCGUGGGGGGACACUGAGGGCAUCCUGCUCAUCUCACACCCUGCAUGAAACUGGGCUCCUCCUCCACCAGGACACGGGGCCAGGCCCCAGCCAGGAGCUGCCUCUUGGAGGAGCACAGCACCACAUUUGCUUCCAAACACCUCGACUCAUCCACAUGGACACACACACAGGGGUACAGUACACGUGGCGGGAAGAGGAACUUGCAGAGCCCUGUGGUGGCGACAGCAGGGAGGUGGAGUUCUGGGAGACGUUAGCACUUUGGUUGGUUAAGGACGGUGGUCUCUGCCAGUGUGGUCAGAGUUAAGCCAGCAGUGACACUUAAUAUGUAGAGGGAACGAAAGGGUUCCAAGGUGAAUAUUGGUAUCAUUUCCCUCUUCUGAUUAUUUAUUCUAAUUAUUUGGGUCUUAAUGCAAACUAGGAAGAAACAGAACAUAACUUUUGUUUUUCUUGAAGAGAACUAUUUAAAAAAAUUAAAGACAUAUUUAAAAAGUAACCAGAUAAAAGUAGUACAUUGUGCUUUUGUUUAAAAAAUAAAGUCAAAAGUUUCAUCAGGAACUUUGCAUAUCUCUAGCAGAUAUAUUUUUAUAUGUGUAUGGUAUAUAAUGAAAAUAGUCAAGUCUUCGAGCAACAAAAGGUGUUACUGACUACUGCAAGCUAAGCUGAGCUUUAAAAUACCUUUUGUUUUAAAUGGGCUUUGAGAAAGACCAGAAAUGAGGGAAUAUUUCAAAUAAACCAACUCAGUAUCUUGUGGCUUGAUAGAACAAGGGUUAGCUAAAUAUCUUGAUAUUGUAAAUAGCUUCUAUUGCUAUUUACUAUUUUAUAGUGGUCUGGGAUCUUAAUUAGCUGAUGGAAUGAAACAAACAAAAACCAAUGAUUUCCUAAGAGUUCCUUUAAUUAAGCAGUACUCUUUACGAAUAACAGUAUGAGAUUUAAGUGCCUGGGGGAGGGAUACAAUUUUUUAAAAUCACAUAAUUAGUCACUUUUGUUUCGUUUUUGGUGAGGGGAAAAAAAAAAGAUGGUAAGUAGAAAACAGGGAGUGGGAAGGAUGGCAUGAAGUGAAUACACUUUCCAAUGACUGAAGAAGGAAGUCUAUCCUUUCCCAUGAAGAACCAGGACACUGGACAUGUCGGAUGUAAGCAUGCAGCUGCAAACAUCACAGUGACAGGAGGAGCAGUGCUGGGGGCAUCACACAGAGAGCUUGCUGCUGAUUCGCAGGAAGAGGGGAGGGUGUGGAAAGGGAGCACCACUUUAGCUGAAGAAGGGCCAGCUACAUCAUGUGUGGCAGCCACAGAGGAGCACGGGAGAGAGUUAGAAAGGAGCCCCUUGCCUUGCCCUCUGGCCCAGACGAGACAGGCUCAGUUGUACAGUGAGGGCUUCUCCGUGAUGCCGCUGUUCUAACCUGUACAGCAUCUGGGGGAAGAGUCUCUAUGCUCAGAUGUCUGGCUUCACCACUCAACACAGCUUAAAAGUAAAACAACUAAAAGAAAUAGAUUUAAUCAAAUAGUUAUUUUUUGCACUUGAACUGAAAUGUACUGUACUGUAAGUUAUCAUGACUCAUUUUAAGUGACCUUUAAACCAGAUGUAUUUAUUAUGCUUGUGUAAUUAUAAAGAGAUGGGUGACAGGCUGAACUUCACCUAUGAAUGUACAGUAUGUGGAUUUGUGAAAAUGAUUGUAGAAGUCAAAAAUGUAUACUGUAUCUUGUGUUUACAGCUGAUUGUUCUUUUGAAAAGCCUGCUGUUUUGGAAAUGCACAGUUGACAUGUUAAAAUAAAAAUAAAUACCAUCUUAAAAUAACUCAUAAAGGAUAAAAAUGUGACCAAACAAAUAAAAGAAUUUACUUUGUAAUGCGUGAGACCACAUUCAACACACUGUUGUUAUGGAACGUUUACUGUGAUUGUGGAUUCAACAACACAGUCAUUCCCAGCCUUUUAAGCUGACACCUUCCUGGGUUUGUGGACUUUGUGACUUUUCCUUCCUGCCCUUGAAGUGCCAUAUGCUACUUUAAAAGAUAUUAAAGUGAGUUCAAAUGAAA
Messenger RNA from Carlito syrichta (Philippine tarsier), 4523 nucleotides. It is a transcript of the gene MFSD6, whose product is annotated as major facilitator superfamily domain containing 6. The transcript has 7 exons. Lineage: Eukaryota; Metazoa; Chordata; Mammalia; Primates; Tarsiidae. Gene Ontology annotation, biological process: antigen processing and presentation of exogenous peptide antigen via MHC class I. The record is from RefSeq and is a predicted model, not a curated record. The coding region runs from base 115 to 2508 and encodes 797 amino acids. Gene Ontology annotation, cellular component: plasma membrane.